GGGUUCAACUUGGUACAGUGGGAAAGAAAUUGAGAAACUGAGCAUAGCUUAACGCAUUGUGAAGUAAACUCACUCCAGAUGAGCUAGUGGCCACGAAACCCUGCAAUUUCUAUCUAUGGAAAAUAAUAUAGACUAACAAUAGCUGGAACUUGGAAAUGUAAUAGAUGGUAAAACAUCAAACUUAAUUGUAUCUGCGUAAUUACGAGGUAGCCUACAUUCGGCACAUGGAUGUGCCUUCAUUUAGAUCAGAAAUACAGACUCAGAUGACUUCAAAACAGAUUUUCACAAGGGCCCGCCAACAUCAUCUCGCAGGUAACAGAGAAGAGCAUCACUUUAGUGCGCGCCUUCACAUAACUUGCUCAAGAAUGCGGAAAAUAUGGGAGGGAUGUAAAAUAUCUACCGCAUUUAAACCAAUACUGUUGCUUGGGAUAGUGAUUGACACUUCUAGAUAGCCAAUUGACGUGCAUUUCGGCCUGAUGUGCGACAAGCCCCGUUCACGAGCCUUUAUAAGAACAAUUGACAGCGUGCUGACUGAUUGUACACGGCGAAGACUGGCCUAAAAUACCGUUUUUUUUUCAUGCAUAAUAUCUUAUCACACUCAACUGUCGUCAUGAAAGCAAUAAGCCCGGAGCGGUCUAUGAGGAACAACAUCUCCAACUCGUCGGAACAUACCCUCGGCAUCUCCCGGAGCAAGAGCCCGAUGGAUGACCCUCUGAGUCUGCUGUACAAUAUGAACGACUGCUACACAAUGCUGAAGGAACUCGUGCCCAGCCUCCCACAGAACGGGAACGUCAGUAAAAUUGAGAUAUUGCAGCAUGUUAUAGACUAUAUCUUGGACCUUCAGAUUGCACUGGACUCUAGCUCGUCCCUCUCCAGCUGCCAACAUCAGCAGCAGCGACUGGGACAGGGACAGGCAGCAUCACCCAGGAAUCCCCUAGCAACCAUCAACUCAGACAUCAGCCUCAUCACCUUUCAGUCAACUGACCACUUCCCCAAAGGGACAGAGACUCAUGACAGCUAAACUCUCCUUCACUGACUGGGUGUGUUUUAAACAGGACCUCAUGUUCCCCUCCAAUGGCUGGCUGGAUUUCCGCUUGAUUUAACUUUCAUUUGUCUUCCUAAAAGGAGAUGUGUGUUGUCGUUUUGACUUUUUAUUUAUCUACUGGCCUGGCUGAUAUCUUUUCUUCCAACUGAAGAAUGAUUCCUCAACAACGAUGGGAAGACAACGACAGACUGACUGAAAUUACAGUAUUGAAACAAGAUAUCUUUCCACAAGAGGAGAUAGCCUUUUCUUUUGGAAGUGGCACAUUACUACAGACAGACUAAUGGUCAGUCAAUGUAUAUAAAAUGUUAAGACAAUAUCAUGCCUGUAUAGUAGCUGAUUUGUUGCAGAGAAUAUAAAGAUGCAUUUUAUUGUACUGCGGCUUUCAAAGAAAUGUUGUAAAUUGCACUUUUAUACAAUAAUAAAGUAUAUUCCUUAUACUGUA
Messenger RNA from Salvelinus fontinalis (brook trout), 1487 nucleotides. RefSeq names its product DNA-binding protein inhibitor ID-2-like. The transcript has 3 exons. Gene Ontology annotation, molecular function: protein dimerization activity; transcription regulator activity. The coding region runs from base 578 to 1021 and encodes 147 amino acids. Gene Ontology annotation, cellular component: cytoplasm; nucleus. Gene Ontology annotation, biological process: circadian regulation of gene expression; negative regulation of transcription by RNA polymerase II; cell differentiation. NCBI's taxonomy places the organism in Eukaryota, Metazoa, Chordata, Actinopteri, Salmoniformes, Salmonidae. The record is from RefSeq and is a predicted model, not a curated record.